Messenger RNA from Fusarium graminearum PH-1, 441 nucleotides. RefSeq lists its product as uncharacterized. The transcript has 2 exons. Bases 1 to 441 code for a protein of 146 amino acids. Lineage: Eukaryota; Fungi; Ascomycota; Sordariomycetes; Hypocreales; Nectriaceae. Gene Ontology annotation, cellular component: Vma12-Vma22 assembly complex; extrinsic component of endoplasmic reticulum membrane. The record is from RefSeq and is a predicted model, not a curated record. Gene Ontology annotation, biological process: vacuolar proton-transporting V-type ATPase complex assembly.
AUGGGGCAGCAACACAUUGACGAGCUUCUCGAACGCUAUCUCGGCCUGCUGGAUGAAUAUACCCAACUGCGCCAAACCUUGUCGCAACUACAGUCUGGUGUCUAUCAGAACAUCGCCCGCGCAAAUUUUUCUGGAGAGAGAGGCAUGAGAUACGGUCAGGACCACUACGAUGAGAGAAUGCAAGCAAUAAGGCUUUUGUCUAUAGGCCAAAAUGAGCAUCAAAGUCCGGUUUUCUCACUCUUCAACACCCCUGAGGAGGAGGAGGAGGAAAAAGGAAAGGGGAAAGAGGAAGGGGAAGGGGAAGAACAGAGCAAAAGCUCGGCCACUGAGGAACUCAAACAAGGCCCAAAGUCAGAGACCAAAGAAGAAAAGCCAGCAGAAAAGAAGCGCAAGAACAAGAAUCCUCUGCAUUGGCAGUUGAGGAUGUCAUCCCUAGGCUAG